AUGAAUGACCAACGAUUCAUACCUAAUCGUAAAUGCGAUCAUUUAUUAGACAUCAAUGCUAAUGACAAUAGCGAAAAAUUUAUCACCUAUCUUCCCCACAGUGGACUACAUAAUCAACGCAUUUCUUUAGAGAACGCGAUUUUUCUAGCAUGGUAUACAAAUCGCACAUUAAUUAUGCCACCAAUUAUAUUCGGAUAUGAAAUCGGCUGGUCACAAAGUCCAAACCUUGCCAUUCGUCUUGCAAAAUUAAAUGCCACCAAAAAUCUCGACGAUUGUUACUCUUUCAAGAGUUCGAAACGACAUCAAAAGUGCAUGCAAGAAUAUCAUUCCUACACACUAUUCCCGUGGGACGAAUUGAUGGAUCUGAGUUCCAUUCGAAAUCACGUUCGGAUAAUAAAUCAACAAGAUUUCAACCCGCAAGGUCUAUAUAAAUUGAUCAAUAUCACGGAUCCCGAGAAGGAGAUAUAUUACCCGAGAGAAAAAUCAAGAUAUGAUAAUCUGCUAUAUGAUCAAGGAGACGCGAUAAAGCUGAAAGCACGUUUUACGAAAUUUAAAAGACAAUUGCAUAUUUGUAGCUUACUAAAUCGUAGAGAGAAAUUAAUACAUUUUCUCAGCAUCUAUAGUACUAGUAGAAUACAAAUAAGUCUCCACGAAAAUCAAGUAUUCAGAGAGGUGAUUCAGAAAAAUUUAGUGUUUGGGCAUCCGAUCUUAAUAAAUGUGGUUAAAGAAAUCACACGCAAAUUGGGUGGAUCUGAAAAAUACAUUGGAUCACAUUUACGCGCCGGAAAUUCCGGAUACAAAAUUUAUAAAGCGGAAACAGUUCAACACAUGAUCGAAGCGAUUAAAAACGAGGAAAAUAUUAAUCAAAAGAACAUCAAUAUUACUAAAAAUGACGAUGAUGAUGAUAUCAGUAAAAGUAACAAAUGCGCAAAAACAAGCAACACUCAAUCUCUUUUCAAUAAAACAAUAUUUCUUGCUACCGAUGUAAAACCAAACGAUCCUGCAAUUCAACCAAUAUUUACAACAUUUCCUUGUACAUUCACAAUCAAUGAUUUCUCAACUGAAUUAGAAUUAUUGAAGAAGGCAAAAAACAUAAGGGACAAUUCAACUUUAUAUAAAUACUUUUUACCACUAGUAGAUCUGAUGGUUUCUGCACGUGGCAGUAAAUUCUUUGGAACUUAUGGCUCGACAUUCUCCGGCUAUGCUCUACGAUUACAUCAAUUGUGGGUGCCUGCUGAUAGAGGGAAAAUAGUGUAUAUUGGGCAUCGAAUGGUUUUUUUCAAGAAACCUUUUACUUUCGAAACCAUUCCAGAUCUAUCCCACAAGGUCGCACUAGUAACUGGUGCAAACACCGGAAUCGGAUUCAUAACUGCCCGUGAAAUUGCCCGAAAAGGAGCACAUGUUUUUGUGUGCAGCCGCAGCAAAGAUAAAGGUGAAGCCGCCGUGUCCUCGAUUAAAGAACAGACGGGCAAUCAGAAUGUAGAGUUUUUGCAAUUGGAUUUACAGAAUUUGAAACAGGUUAAAAAGGCUGCAGAGACUUUUUUGGCGAAAGGGUUGCCGUUACACAUUUUAGUAAAUAAUGCUGGUAUUAUGGCGACACCUUACGCCUUGUCUGCUGAUGGUAUUGAAAGUCAAUUUGCGACAAAUCAUGUUGGCCAUUUUCUCUUCACGACAACGCUUUUACCGAGAAUUGAAGAAUCUGCACCUGCAAGAAUCGUCACUGUCAGCAGUUUCGGACACAACUUUACUCCAAGUGGUGGCAUCGACUUCGAAAACAUCAAUACAGAAAAACACGGUAUAUGGCUACGUUACGGUCAAUCGAAACUCGCAAACAUUCUCUUCACCUUGGAACUAGACCGACGACUCAAAGACAAGGAUGUCUACUGCAACACUCUUCACCCGGGUGUCGUCAAAACAGAUCUCAGUGCGGGUGUUACCGAGGCGUGGGGAAGUUACUUGGUGACACCAUUUAUCACCAUACAAAAUGCUCUAUUUGCGAAAAAACCCGAAGAUGGGGCAUUGAAUCAGUUAUACGCAGCAACAAGCCCUGAGAUUGAAGAGAAAAAGAUUCGCGGAAAGUAUUUUACACCAUAUGCGAAAGUCUCGGAACCGAAUAGAUUGGCGAAAGACGAAGAGUUGGCAAAGAAAGUGUGGACUUUUACUGAGGAAUUGAUUGCGGAAAAACUGGCGGCUCCUGAUCAACCUACUACUUAA
Messenger RNA from Ambispora gerdemannii, 2214 nucleotides. The record is from the annotation of a GenBank genome assembly. NCBI's taxonomy places the organism in Eukaryota, Fungi, Glomeromycota, Glomeromycetes, Archaeosporales, Ambisporaceae.